Molecule: messenger RNA, 501 nt
Organism: Sphenostylis stenocarpa
Lineage: Eukaryota; Viridiplantae; Streptophyta; Magnoliopsida; Fabales; Fabaceae
Source: the annotation of a GenBank genome assembly
AUGCCUACCCACGCGCUUCCAAUCCCCAAACACUCUCCGCCGCCCAAGCCCAAAGAGGCCCAUUUUAGGGGCGUCCGCAAGCGUCCGUGGGGCCGCUUCGCCGCCGAAAUCCGUGAUCCCUGGAAAAAGACCCGAAAGUGGCUCGGUACCUUCGACACCGCCGAGGAAGCCGCCAGGGCCUACGACACUGCCGCCAGAACGCUCCGUGGGCCCAAGGCCAAAACCAACUUCACCUACGUUGCUGCUCCCGCUAUGCACCUCGCCACUCCUGAAUCCCAGGUCCAGGCCCAAGCCCAAGCCCAAGCCCGUGACCCACUCGCCAGAGCGGUCGAGUUCUGGGCCCCGCCUUUGUUCUUCACCACCGAUGCAGCUUCCGGCGCGCCUUUGAGGUCGGAGUACAAGGGUUACAAGUUGGAGAAUAUUGCGGGUUUUGUGGUUACGAAGGAGGAGAACAAGAAGCCGUUGUUGUUCGACCUUAAUCUGCCGGCGCCGCUCUUCUGA